Caenorhabditis bovis is the source of this 1338-nucleotide messenger RNA. The record is from the annotation of a GenBank genome assembly. NCBI's taxonomy places the organism in Eukaryota, Metazoa, Nematoda, Chromadorea, Rhabditida, Rhabditidae.
AUGCUUCUCCUGUUGGGUAUUACGCUCAUUUUUGCGCCAAGUUCCACCAACUCCCUAAUGUGUCUUCAAUGUGGUGGGGCUAAAUAUGAGAAUUUGAUAAGAUUAUCAAGAGACAAGUGCUGUAACGCAACGCCAUUAAUGUGUGACAAGGGACAGGUUUGCCUACGAGCCCACGUGUAUUCACCAUACGGCAAUUUCUUUCUCUCCGGAUGUCAUACGGACGAGGAGAAUUUGAGUGGAUGCGAUUUUCACACACUUCCUCAUAAUUCGAGUGUACACCGAUGUGUUUGCAAAGACUCUGAAUGCCAGAAUAAAUUUCCUGGAGAUUGUUCUGUCGAAGGAAUUUCUGUUCUGAGAACUACGAAAAUGUCAUCCAAUGCAAUUUUGAUGGAGCUUGAAAGGGAGCGCGACCGACGCAUCUUGUCAAUUCAAAGCCAUGUCGUCCAUGGAUACGCCGGCAAUAAGUGUUCGGUGUUCCCGCUUCAACUUCACGGCUUCGAAGUCGACUUCAUCAACAGCGUACAAUUCUCGAAUCACGCCGGUACUAUCGAAUUCUUGUCCCUUGCUCCAAGAUAUGCGAAUGUCAAAGGACAACGACUGGACGCAAAGGAUCUUGAAGAACUUUAUGAGGGACUCAAAUUAAACAAUAUUAACAAUUAUUCUCAUAUUCUAACAGGAUAUUGUGGAAAUGUUACAUUCCUUGAAAAGAUUGUUGAUGUUGUCAAAGAUAUAAAAGAAAAGAAUCCAGACUCGAUUUUCAUUUGUGAUCCAGUGUUGGGCGAUAAUGGUAGAUAUUAUACACCACUAGAAUUGAUGCCAGUAUAUCGUGAUGCGGUUUUACCGCUAGCAGAUGUAUUAACACCUAACGCUUUCGAAUUGGGUGAACUCACGGGGUAUGUGGUGAACACUGAAAAUGAAUGCUUGAAAGCCAUCAAUGCGUUGCACAAGAAGGGAAUUCGCACAAUUGUUGUAACUAGCGGAGUAACAAACGCUCAGACUGAAACCACUCUGAGAUGUUACGCGAGUGUUUGGGAGAAUGGCUCAAAUUCGUCUUAUCGAUUUACAUUCCCACGACUAUUAGGAGCCUUUGUUGGAACUGGAGAUGUGUUCGCUAGCCUGUUGCUUGUUUGGCUUGAAGAAUCAAGAUACGACAUUGCUAUUGCCGUAAAAAAUACGCUCGGAUGUAUGCAGGCUCUGAUAAAAAAAACAAGUGAAUAUGCCCAAGGUCAAUGCGAUUCAAACUCCAAGGCUACUUGUGAGUUGCGUCUUAUUCAAUCCAGAAAAGAACUUUUAUGGCCUCCGAACACCGAAAAUAUUUCUGUUGAAAUAAUAGAAUAA